Molecule: messenger RNA, 1818 nt
Organism: Metarhizium album ARSEF 1941
Lineage: Eukaryota; Fungi; Ascomycota; Sordariomycetes; Hypocreales; Clavicipitaceae
Product: transcription factor tfiiib component
Exons: 1
Coding region: 1-1818 (605 amino acids)
Biological process (GO): RNA polymerase III preinitiation complex assembly
Cellular component (GO): transcription factor TFIIIB complex
Molecular function (GO): TFIIIC-class transcription factor complex binding
Source: RefSeq, a predicted model, not a curated record
AUGAGCUCCAUGUUUAAGAAGAAAGGCGGCCUCGCCUUCAAGCCCAAGGCACCGGUCGCACGACCAAGAACAGGCUCAUCGGCACCAGCUACGAAAACUGCACCAUCACCACCACCACCACCCCCUCCUCCUCCUCCUCCUCCUCCUCCUCCCCCUCAGCCUACAAUCCAUGAAGUGCCAGAGGAUGUACCAGAGAGGGUGCCGGAGGUUGCGGAGGAUGCAUCCGACCAUGAUGAAUUGACACACAAGAGGCCCCAAACCGCGGUCCGAGAACUGGCAACAACUAAAGAACCCGAGAAAGAAGCCCGCGGUACGCCAACACGGCGAAGCACGAGACGAGCGUCCCAAUUAAAGCCGACUUCACAACUACAAACACAAAAUGCGACCCCGACGGCCAGUAGUACAGCCGGAGAAGCUGCCACUGCAGCGGAACCACCAGAGACUGACGAUACUCGGUCACAAUCGACACCGAGCACGCCAACGAGGCGUCAAUCAGCCGCGAAACCACCACCGAGACCGUCAGUAGAAACGCCCGAAAUAUCCACAGCCUCAGCAAGCAGCGACUCAGCCAGGGCUACAAGAUCAGCAACAAAGCCCCAGACCUCGCCCGCAACUGCUCCAAAGGAGCCCGCAACCGCCUCGCGAGCAACCACCAGGCCAAGGGCCACGAAGCCUUCAGCCACCACAGCAGAGGCCGCCGCGUCCGCGCCAGAAGGCGAACCUCGACGGCCCAGGAAACGCCAGAGGAAGGCGUCCCGACACGGCGAUGACGGUAGCGAGCCCCCCGUGCCGCGAAAACGCAAGACCAGCACGCCCAAGGCCGUCGCGUCACGGUCCAGCUCCCGCCGAGCCCGCUCUCUCACCCCCGACGACGCGGAAGACCAAGUGGUCGACCUGCAGAAGCUCAAAAUGUCCGACCUGACGCGGGACCUGCGAAUUGGCAAGAAAUUCAGCCGCCACGACGAACUCCGCGAGCGCGAGCGCGAGCGCAAAGCCCGCCUCAAGGCCAAGCUCAACAAAGACGACGACACCUCCAGCGAAGCCGGGGUCGACGGCACACAAUCCCCAGCACCGGGCUCCACGAACGGCACAACCACCAAAACCAACAGCAACAGCAGCACCUCGACGCCGUCGGCGGCGGCGGCGGCGGCGGCGGCAGCAGCAGCCACAUCGGGCCCCCAGUUCCGCAUCGUCGACGGCCAAAUCGUCGUGGACCAGGCCUCCCUCGUCAUGGACCGGCACGCCCGCGCCGCCGCCACCCGCGCAAACGAGGACCUCGAGACCGUCGAGGAAAACGACUUCACGCGCCUCAUCACGUCGUCCUCCUUCAUGAACACCUCCAAGCUCAGGGGCCCCAACCUCUGGACGGAUCCCGAAACGGAGCUCUUCUAUCGCGGCCUGCGCAUGUUCGGCACAGAGUUCGAGAUGAUUUCCAAAAUGUUCCCCGGCAAACAGCGCCGCCACGUCAAGCUCAAGUUCAACCGCGAGGAGCGGCACAACCCGGAGCGCAUCGACGCCGCGCUCGUCGGCGAAAAGACCAUCAAGAUAGACAUUGACGAGUACCGCGCCUUCACGGGCGCCGAGUUCGAGCCGGUGGAGGCCAUUGAGGCGGAGCAGCGCAAAAUCCAGGAGGCCUACGAGGCCGAGAGGCAGAGGAUAGCGGAUGAGCAGGCCGAGAUUAUGAGGAAGAAGAAGGAGGAGCUCUUUGCGGACGAGGACGGCGAGGCCAACGGGCUUCUCAAGAAAAACGGCAAGGCCAAACAAAAGGGCAAGCAGACUGUCCAAUAUGGUCUGAAUGGGCAACCAAUCACGGGAUAG